AUGGCCAACAUGAAUGGAAUUGCUGAUAAUAUUUACCCAUUCCUGGCCAUAACUGUCCUUCAAAUCAUUGAUGGCUUUAGAAUCCCACAUUUUUCUGAUACCGAAGAGAUCCCGUGGAAGGAAACCAUUCUCAGCCAUGAUAACGAAGUACACGAAGAAUCCAGCAGCUGCUUGGAUCAUACCAAUUUGUCCGUACGCCAUCGAGAUAAGCCUGGACGAUAA
Messenger RNA from Cotesia congregata, 222 nucleotides. Lineage: Eukaryota; Metazoa; Arthropoda; Insecta; Hymenoptera; Braconidae. The record is from the annotation of a GenBank genome assembly.